Molecule: messenger RNA, 1821 nt
Organism: Penicillium daleae
Lineage: Eukaryota; Fungi; Ascomycota; Eurotiomycetes; Eurotiales; Aspergillaceae
Product: putative MFS peptide transporter
Exons: 4
Coding region: 1-1821 (606 amino acids)
Biological process (GO): transmembrane transport
Cellular component (GO): membrane
Molecular function (GO): dipeptide transmembrane transporter activity
Source: RefSeq, a predicted model, not a curated record
AUGGCAAUCCCAGCAGAAGAUAAAGCUCCCAUUCCGGAGAUUGCCGAGUCUCAUUAUGCCUCGGGAUCGAUCGACACAGUCAUCGCGGAACCGGCUUUUGUGGCAUCCAGCAACGAGAAAAAGUUGGAACCGGUCAACCGGGAGGUCUCGACAAACUCCUCUGAUGAUGAGUAUGAGUUUCCAACUGAGGAAGAGAGCGAGAUCCUUCGUAAGGUCCCUGGAAAUUUGCCUCUGGUUGCCUUCGCUCUUUGCUUAGUGGAAUUCGCCGAGCGAGCAUCCUACUAUGGAGCCAAGACGGUCUUCUCCAACUUUGUUGAGUUUCCACUGCCCAAAGGCGGCAAUGGUGCUGGUGCACCCCCACGCCACACGCAAGAGACUGCCGGCGCCUUGGGACUGGGUCUCCAAGCAGCAUCAGGCUUAACCCUCCUCUUCAUCUUCCUCUCAUAUGUCCUCCCAAUCUUCGGUGGUUGGUGGGCAGAUGUUCAUGUUGGCCGUUACAAGGCAAUCGUCGUGGGCGUGGCAAUUUGCGGCGCUGCACAUGUCAUUCAAGUCUUCGGUGCUAUCCCAUCUGUCCUCCAAAGAGGCGCCUCCAACUCAGCUCCACCAUUCGUCAUCGGCAUGGUUUUGCUAUCAGUGGGUGCAGGAAUCUUCAAGCCUAACAUUGCCCCCACGAUUCUGGACCAGAAUCGCCAGAAGAAGGCUUAUAUUAAGACUCUUAAGUCCGGGGAGCGCGUCAUUGUUGACCCCGAGUCGACAACUACUCGCACUAUGCUUAUAUUCUAUGGCUUUGUUAAUGUCGGUGCUUUUUUCAUGCUGGCAACUACUUACUCAGAGAAGUAUGUUGGUUUUUGGUUGUCUUUCCUGCUGGCAGGACUUAUUUAUUUCUUGCUUCCGAUUCUCCUGUUUGCCGUGUACAAGAAGACGUACAAGCAACCACCGGCUGGAAGCUCAGAACUUUCGCGAGCUGUGAAAAUUUCGGGAGUCGCGUUGCGUCAAAACAAGUUUCGAGUGUGGCGUAAAGACUUUUGGGAGGCUGUAAAGCCGGCGAAUUUGCGUGAAAAGGGGAUCAUUGUUGACUGGACGGAUAACAAUGUCAGGGACGUGUCUAGGGCAGUCAGUGCUUGCGAUAUAUUCUGGUUCUACCCCAUCUGGAACAUGAAUGACGGCGGCAUCGGUUCCGUUUCAUCAAAUCAAGGCGCUUCCAUGGUCACCAAUGGUGCACCAAACGAUGUCCUCAACAACUUCAAUGCACUGACCAUCAUCUUCGUCGUCCCCAUAAUGACAUACGUCGUAUAUCCAACCCUACAGCGCCGCAACAUCAAGUUCGGACCCAUCAGCCGCAUCACUUUUGGCUUUUUCCUCGCAACCCUCGCCGGCCUCGCCGGGACACUCGUCCAAUGGCGUGUAUACGAGCUCUCCCCUUGUGGCUACUAUGCCUCAACUUGCGAUGAAGUAGCCCCCAUUAGUAUCUGGUGGCAACUUGCGAAUACCAUCCUCAGCGCCCUCAGUGAGAUUUUCGCGAACGUGACUGCUUAUGAAGUUGCUUAUGCGCGGUCUCCCGAGGGCAUGCGGGGCUUGGUUAUGGCCAUCUUCCUGUUCAUGAAUGCGUUGUCGAGCGCGAUCGGUGAAAUCAUGCUUCCUGCGACUAAGGAUCCGUGGUUGUUGUGGAUUUGGGGUGCGCCGACUGUUGCGCUGGCGUUGCAGACGGUUAUUUUCUGGUUCAGGUUCAAGCAUUUGAAUGAUGAGAAGUAUUAUGUUACUUCAGUGGAGAAUGAGUCUGCUGUCGAGGAUGUGGAAAAGAAGCCUGGUGUGUCUGUUUGA